GCGACAGGAAGGUUUAAACUGCGUAGAUUACAACAUUUACCUAACUACGGAGCACAUAGUUCGCGCGUGCAGUUUGUAUUGCAAUGCAUUCUGGGAUAAGCGUCGUCAUUUGCUGAUAGCCUAUCAGUGACAGGUGACGUUUCACAUGCAAAUUCCAGAGCUGGUGUAGGACUAUAUCUCAACAAGCUACCCUCACUGAGGCUGUGCAAGCUCAAGCAGACACGACUGUCCUGGAAUGAGGUUGAACUGGUUGACUAUGAAAUGGCAGACAGACAACCAAUCUCUGAGGUGAGAGGUGAAGAGCAGAGAAACGUCAGCGACACAGACCCAGAAGAGGAGGAAAAGUGCACAAAGGAUCCAAAGUGGGAGAUCCCGUCUCUCCAGGAGCUGGAGGAGGUUUUACAUUCAGCUCCACGCUCCUGUCGCCACGGAGAUGAGGUGUGGCCCAACCUGUAUCUGGGGGACAUGUUCAUGUCUCACGACAAGCUCGGGCUCUGGCAGCUGGGCAUCACUCAUGUGCUGAACGCAGCGCACGGGAAACUGUGCUGUAAGGGCAGCGAUGAUUUUUACGGAACCACGGUGAAAUACUACGGCGUCCCGGCAAGUGACCUGCCGACAUUUGACCUUUCACCUUUUUUCUACCCUGCUGCUGAGUUCAUCCACCAGGCGCUGACGUCAGGAGGAAAGCUGCUUGUGCACUGUGCUGUGGGCGUGAGUCGCUCGGCUGCGUUGGUCCUAGCCUACCUGAUGAUUCACCACCACCUCAGUCUUCUGUCCUCUACGCGCUGUGUGCAACAGAAACGCUGGAUUUUCCCAAACAGAGGCUUCCAGCGACAGCUUAUAGCCCUGGACCGAAAACUGCGGGACGUAGAAGGGUUGAAUGAGCCAUAAUAAAACAAAGCGAGGACUAAUAAAUGCAUGGAA
Messenger RNA from Sebastes umbrosus (honeycomb rockfish), 924 nucleotides. Its product is annotated as dual specificity protein phosphatase 13-like. Gene Ontology annotation, molecular function: MAP kinase phosphatase activity; protein tyrosine/serine/threonine phosphatase activity. The record is from RefSeq and is a predicted model, not a curated record. The coding region runs from base 262 to 891 and encodes 209 amino acids. Gene Ontology annotation, cellular component: cytoplasm. The transcript has 5 exons. Lineage: Eukaryota; Metazoa; Chordata; Actinopteri; Perciformes; Sebastidae. Gene Ontology annotation, biological process: protein dephosphorylation; negative regulation of MAPK cascade.